GAUUAAUGUCUGGACGGGGGAUGCCCAAGUGUCCAGCCUUUGCUUCCAAGGGCUUCAGCUCGACUCCCGUCAAGGCUAAUGAGGACAAAGACUUCCAGAAAAUCAGAGAUUUGGAUGACACCGUUGUGUCCGACGACGAAGACACGUUUUCGCUGCUUUCUCCAAUCUACCAUGACAGCUUUGACAGUGAUGAAAGUGAUGAAGAGGAGCAGGGAUCUGUUCCAGCUCAGCAGAUUUCACCCAGGCACAGCACUGAUACAAGACUUGGCACAUCAUCAGUCAGAUCUGAGCUACCAAAAACGCCUUUGGAGCAGAUGUACAGUUCAUCUGUGCAGCCCGCUGCCUCACCUUCUCUCAGUGCAUGGGAAAUGUGGCUGUUGAACAAAACUAAAGAGGAGCGCCUUAAGAUCGAACAGAAAGCUGAAGAGGAACGCUUACUGAAUGAAAAACAAGAACAGCAGGAAAGAGAGCAGAGGCAGAAAAAAAUUGUCAUCGAAGAGAAGAUCCAGAAAUGGCUGAAAGUUAAAAGAGAACAGGAGAGGCAUGAGCACCUUUUAAAGCAGAAACAAGAUGACGAGGAGAUGCAGAGGCAGCAGAAGAAACGGAGGGAGAUCGAACAGAAAGCUCAGCAAAAAUACAAAAGCUGGUUGCAGAAGAAGAACCAAGAAAAAAUAGAAAACGAAAAGAAGGAGAAAGAGGAAGCUGCCCUGAAGGAGGAGCAGGAGAGGGAACGCAGCCGGAGGGCAGAAGAAAAGUUCAAGGAGUGGCUGACGAAGGCCAAUAAAAAAAGCAGCGCUAGUCCCAAAUCACCUCUCUACCCCACAAGUCCCUACGACAAAUCAUACCCAGCACCCAGCUUCUACAACCCGAUCCCCUGGAAGCCGAUUCACGUUCCUCCUCCAGAAACAUCCCCAAACAAGACAACGGGCAGGAAACCGCCAAAGCAGAAGAAAACUCAUCAGAGUUCCUGCACUGAUGUUAGACUCAGACACCCUGCGAGCGCAGCACAUUUUCUGCAGAGGAGAUGACACAAAGGGGCCGAUGUGCACGGCUGUGAUAGUGGGAGCUUCAGCAAUGAUGCCACCAUGACUCAUCAUCACCAGCUCAGCUCUGGGGCUGAAUUUCUGCUGAUUCAUGGAAACCACUUGUGUUCUUAUAAAGGUUUAUUGUGGAGACUUGCUACUGUAUUUACACUUCAGCUUGUCGUGUAUGAACACUGCAUAUCCCAAGAGAUUUGUUUUAAUCUAGUAAAAGCAACAACUAGGCUUUUAAAAUUCUCGAGUAUAUUCUAUAUUGCUUUUGAAAUGCAAUCAGUAUUUUUGUUUGUAGAAAU
Molecule: messenger RNA, 1333 nt
Organism: Nematolebias whitei (Rio pearlfish)
Lineage: Eukaryota; Metazoa; Chordata; Actinopteri; Cyprinodontiformes; Rivulidae
Gene: ccdc34
Product: coiled-coil domain containing 34
Exons: 6
Coding region: 6-1028 (340 amino acids)
Source: RefSeq, a predicted model, not a curated record